CAACUUCUCCAAACUCUUCGCCUCUCUCUUCUGCAGCUCAAUAAAAGGAAGAGGAAGAACUGGAAGACGACGACGACGACUCUUAGGUAGUUGAAGCGAAUCAUCGGAAUCCAUCUCCGUCUCUCUGAAUCGAUCACUUCCAAUCGUCUCCGAGCUCAGAUUCCAAUCAAUGGUCGAUCCAGCUGUAGAGUUAUCUCCAAAUUUUCCGUGUUAUCGCCCAUCGACCCAACCUCUGCAAUUGCUGAUUAGCGUUCGGUCAUUUGUUUCACUGGAAUUUGUUUCCGCAACCCGAGUUUCAGCUUCGACCAGUCAGAACAGUGACUUCUUAUAGCUUCCAGAGAUAAUUUAUGGGUUCUGAUGGUCUGUUGAUAUUUUUUCCGGCGACAGUCAUGUGGGAUGUAUUCUUCUAUAACGUCUAUAUGAAGUCACAAUUUGUCUGUGAUGCGCACUAUUAGCAGUUCCUUGCUAUUGGUUUAGCUGAAGCUUCUUUUGCUUGAGAGGAUAUGAAGGAGAAGAAGACAACAUCUUUGCUUAACCGCAUACUAGUAAAUUGUGCUGCUGAGGCUAAACAAUAUGGCAGUUGUGUUGCAUCAAAGGUUCCAGAAAUUGAACGAGACAUGUGUUUGAAAGAAUUUCUUGGGCUAAAGAAUUGCAUGCAACAAAUGCUCCAACGAAAGGCCUAAUCCAAUAGAGUAUAAUUUGAGGUGCGAGUUCGGUGCAAGUUCAUAAGUUCUAUAUGUUGUCUGUUGAGCUGCAGGCAGAAGCAUCUAAAUAAAGAGAUCUUGCCACAAUCUUCCGAAGUCUUGUUCCCAAGUUCAAAAGACACGGAACUUGGGAAUGUCUGGCCAAGCGUCAAGUUCGCCGCCUGUUGUUGGCUUGAGUGCCUCUGGAGCUCUAUCACAUGUUUAUAUUAAGUAUCCACCUCUAAGAUGCAAUGUUCCUGGAUCAAGGGGCUUGUUUUAUGAUGAUGGAAAUAAGAUGCUACUCUCCCCAACCAGUGAUCAGGUGUUUUCCUGGAAAAUCUUUCCCUUCACUCCGGCUGUUGAUCCUAUCGCCGAUACCAUAAGUGAUGGACCCAUCUUAUCUAUCAAGUUUUCUUUAGAUGGAAAAUUAAUAGCAAUUCAGCGCUCAACUGGCGAAGUACAAUUUCAGCAUCGAGAAACCGGGGAAACUUUUACUCAGAGAUGUAAAUCGGAGUCAGAAAAUAUAUUGGGAUUUUUCUGGACAGACUGUCCACUGUGUGACAUUGUUUUCGUGAAGACCAGUGGGCUGGAUAUGUUUGCUUACAAUUCUGAGUCAAAGACGCUCCAUUUGGUGGAGACAAGGAAAUUGAAUGUGAGUUGGUACGCCUACACACAUGAAAGCCGUUUGGUUCUUCUUGCUUCUGGAAUGCAAUGCAAGACCUUCACUGGAUUUCAGCUUUCAUCUGCCGGGAUCAUCCGCUUGCCUAAAUUCGAGAUGGCGAUGGCCAAAACCGAGGCUAACAGCAUGCCUGUCCUCGCUGCUGAAGAUAUCUAUAUCAUCACUGUGUAUGGUAGAAUAUACUGCUUGCAAGUUGACAGGAUAGCUAUGCUACUUCACUCAUAUAGGUUUUAUCGUGAUGCUGUAGUACAGCAGGGUUCUCUGCCAAUAUAUUCAAGCAAGAUUGCUAUCAAUGUGGUUGAUAACGUCUUGCUGGUUCAUCAAGUGGAUGCAAAAGUUGUUAUUCUGUACGAUAUAUUUUUAGACUCUCGAGCACCAAUAUCAGCCCCACUUCCCCUUUUAUUGAGGGGUUUACCAAGGUCCAGUAGCAUAGGUUCGAGGUCUAAUGGUAAAAGUGGAGACAGUUCAGAGGCAGAUUGUCUAAGUGAGCAUGAAGCUACGGUCUAUGGGGAUGACUGGAAUUUCCUCAUCCCAGACCUUGUAUAUGAUUUCUCCAACAAACUUUUGUGGAAGAUUCAUCUCGAUCUAGAGGCAAUUGCUGCCAGUAGUUCUGAUGUGUCAUCAGUGCUAGAUUUUCUACAAAGACGGAAACUAGAAGCCUAUAAGGCUAAGCAUUUAUGUUUGGCAAUGGCACGCACUGUCAUUCUAGAGCGCAGACCUUUGUCAAUGGUUGCGAGGGUGAUAGAUGUUUUGGUUUCUUCUUAUGCCCAUUCACUCAAAACUGGUAGUUAUUUCAAAGGAGCAAGAACCGAGAAACUGCCAGCUUCUAGCUCGCUGCAUGCAACUUCUCCUGUAGCUGGUGAUUAUGCUUCUGCUAGCAGAGUAAAUAUUACUGGAAAAACUUUGGAACAUGAAGCUGGUAUUCUGGAAGGGGAAUCUUUUCGUAGAUCAACUUCAUCGGGGUCAGACUCGGAGGAGAAUGGCAAUAUGGGACAUUUAAGAACUGACUCAAACAUUGGUAGCAGUAAAGCGCUCAUGGGUGCUGAAACUCAUAGAGCUGGGGCUCAAUCAUCUUCUUUACAAACUGAAAAUGGUGGGACAAGGAACAACCUUUUGACCGCUUCUGUUUCUGAGCAGCAGGAGCCACAACUUACUUCACCAGCAAUUUCCCCUGACGAGAUGUACAGUUUUGUGUUUUCUCCUGUUGAGGAAGAGAUGGCCGGUGACCCAUCUUAUCUGGUCGCCAUCAUCAUUGAGUUCCUUCGUAGUGCUAGCUCAGAAAAGAUAAAGUUGCAUCCAAAUAUCUAUGUCUUGAUGGUGCAACUUUUAGCCCGCAAUGAGCGAUUUGCAGAACUUGGGCUUUUCAUUAUAAAUAAGGUUGUGGAACCUUCUAGAGAUGUUGCAUUGCAACUACUAGAAUCUGGAAGACAGAAUUAUCAAACUCGGAAGUUGGGUUUAGAUAUGUUGAGGCAGCUCAAUUUACAUCAUGACUAUGUCAUAUCUUUGGUUCAAGAAGGUUAUUAUCUUGAAGCUUUACGUUACACAAGGAAGCAUAAGGUGGUAACCGCGCGGCCGUCUUUGUUCCUUGAAGCAACGCUAGCCUCGAAGGACCCGCAGCAUCUAGCUGCAGUCCUUAGGUUCUUCUCGGACUUUAUGCCUGGGUUCAGUCACACUUCAGAUUACAAGUCGUACUACCAUAUUUUUACUGAGAUGAGCACUGCUCCUGCUUGAUAUAAAGCUGAAGCUCCUCCAUGGGCCCGCUUGGUUACCGGCUGCGGCCUCUUCAGAUACAUGAUACAUCGGGUGAAUUUGGAAAUGGAUGGAGAGAAAACAAGUUAUUGCUGGAUAAUUGUCAAGUGAAAUGUCCGCUCAACUCGGAGAUUGUAACAGGUCUUUAUAGAAGGUUGAUCAAGUUGUUUCACAGAUCAUUUGAACCAAUGGAGGUCGUAGGUUACUGUUGGUCUUGCUGUAGUUUGGGGAUUUUGGAUAUUAUCUUUGAAGGUAGAGCAAAUACAAUGCAUCAAAUUGUAGAGGUUUUUAGUGUUUA
Molecule: messenger RNA, 3409 nt
Organism: Punica granatum (pomegranate)
Lineage: Eukaryota; Viridiplantae; Streptophyta; Magnoliopsida; Myrtales; Lythraceae
Source: RefSeq, a predicted model, not a curated record